AUGGCUGCUUUCCGUGGCGGCGUCUUGCCAUUGCUGGCCUUGUUCCUGGGGUUGGUGUCUUUUGCCUACGCCCACAGCAAGACGGUCUCCUUUCAAGUGAGGUUGACCUGGGAAGAUUGGGCUCCUGCGGGUAUUCAUCGGAAGAUUAUCUUGUCCAAUGGCCAAUUCCCAGCUCCCACAUUGAAGCUGAAACAAGGAGAUGAUGUUGAAUUUCUCGUGAUUAAUGACCUCCCGUUUGAGACUACGAUCCACUUCCAUGGUAUCGACCAAGCUGGUACACCUUGGUCCGACGGCGUCCCGGGUCUCUCCCAGAAGCCCAUCUCCGCUGGAGAGUCAUUUCUAUACAAAUGGCGGGCAACGAACUAUGGCAGCUACUUCUACCACGCCCAUAACCGAGGUCAAUUGGAGGAUGGUUUAUAUGGGGCUAUCCACAUUCUCGCGGACAAAUCUGUGGAAAAGCCCUUCAGCAUGAUCGCUAAGAAUCUUCAAGACCUCCACGCCAUGGAGGCAGCUGAGAAGAAGUCUACCCCCAUCAUUCUGUCGGAUAUACGCCAAUUGACCUCGGAAGAGAUAUGGAAUGCGGAGGCUGCCAUGGGACGUGAUGCGUACUGCGCGAAUGCGCUUCUGGUAAACGGUAAAGGAUCCGUGAGCUGCCUCGGGCAGCAAACAAUAAAUCAAUAUACCAGCGCGGCACAGAAAGUGAUUUUAGGGAAUGCAAGUCUUACUGACAUUGGAUGCGCUCCCCCCACGAACGCUCUCAUGCAGGGGGACUUCCCUUACAAUGCCAGCGCCAUCCCAGAAUCCGUGUUUUGGGGUUGUACUCCAUCGGAUGGCUCAAUUGAGCGGUUGUGGGCUAAUCCUAAAUCAAAGUAUGCGAGCUAUGAUCUAAUCAAUGCCGGGGGCAUUGAGACUAUCACAUUCGCCAUUGAUGAACAUCCCAUGUAUGUUUAUGCGAUCGACGGUCAGUAUAUCGUGCCGACUUUAGUGGAUGCGAUAACUAUUCCGAAUGGCAAUCGCUACUCCGUGCUGGUCCAGCUCGACAAGCCGGCAGGCGACUAUACCAUGCGCUUGGCGAAUACCGGGGUCAAUCAAAUCCUCAAUGGGACUGCCCUCAUGUCAUACGGGCCCGGUGCUAAAGAGCAGAAAAAGUCUUCAACCCCAUAUAUUGACAUUACGGGGGCAGUUACAUCAUCCAGCUAUACCAUUCUCAAUGAGUCAACAAUCGUUCCAUUCACCGACGCGGUACCCGGCCGUGAGGUUGCUGCGACUCACAUCUUAACUCUAGAGCGCUAUAACGCGUCCUACCGCUGGACGCUAGGAAACUCCAGCUUUCCCUUGGCACUGGAGAAAGAUGCCCCGCUCCUUUUCUACCCUUCAACGGCGAAGAAGGACUUCACUGUCAAGACUCUCAAUGGAACCUGGGUUGACCUGAUUUUUUCUGUGGCCAACGCCCUUCAACCUCCUCACCCGAUCCAUAAACACUCCAAUAAGUUCUUCGUCAUAGGUCAAGGCGAGGGAAAGUGGAAUUAUUCGUCAGUAGCAGAAGCGAUGGAAUACAUCCCCGAGAGCUUCAAUCUGGAGAACCCACAGCUCCGGGAUACUUUUGUCACCCCCGCAGCCCGGACGGGGCCCACAUGGCUGGCACUCCGGUACCAAGUUGUCAACCCCGGAGCGUUCUUACUUCACUGCCAUAUACAGGUGCAUCUGAGCGGGGGGAUGGCAAUGGCAUUACUGGACGGCAUUGAUGCGUGGCCCGAGAUUCCACCAGAAUAUCAGGAGUUGGAAUCCGCAUCCAAGGUGAAGUAG
Aspergillus ochraceoroseus IBT 24754 is the source of this 1806-nucleotide messenger RNA. RefSeq names its product multicopper oxidase. The transcript is spliced from 3 exons. NCBI's taxonomy places the organism in Eukaryota, Fungi, Ascomycota, Eurotiomycetes, Eurotiales, Aspergillaceae. The record is from RefSeq and is a predicted model, not a curated record. Gene Ontology annotation, molecular function: oxidoreductase activity; copper ion binding. The coding region runs from base 1 to 1806 and encodes 601 amino acids.